AUGGGUAACGAACAGACAACUGGUGGAGAGAAAAGUCACCAACAACAAAAAACCACUUAUCAUCCCAAUAUUACAAUCGUCAAUCCGCAACCUGCAUCAUCUGAUACUUUAACUCAAGAUGACAAUGAAUUAAAUAAAUUAGUAGCUAUACCAAAAUUUUAUCCAAUUUUACGUUCGACAAUUCAUAUGCAAAAUGAUGAACAAGUACCACAUUUGGACUAUUUACCCACACUUCAGUUAUCAAUGCGUAUUCAACAACAUUUAAAAUCGUGUUCCGAAGCUGUUUCGUAUGAUCAACAAACAUUGAUAACUCGCAUGAAAGAAGUUGAUGUACGUUCGAAUGCCGUUACUUCUCGUCUGUUAGAAAAACAAAAACGUUAUACUUACUAUUGUGAUCAAUCAAAAAAAUUACGAGAUUUAGUGACAACAGUAAAAAGAUUAGACCAGACAUUAACAGAACUAGGUGACAAAAUGAGAUUAAUUAAUAAUGCUUUACCCCUCGAAGAUAAAUUACCUAUGUUGACAUUUCGAGCUCAAGUAAAAGCUGAAUGA
This is a messenger RNA of Didymodactylos carnosus, 552 nucleotides long. The record is from the annotation of a GenBank genome assembly. NCBI's taxonomy places the organism in Eukaryota, Metazoa, Rotifera, Eurotatoria, Philodinida, Philodinidae.